Poecilia reticulata (guppy) is the source of this 1653-nucleotide messenger RNA. NCBI's taxonomy places the organism in Eukaryota, Metazoa, Chordata, Actinopteri, Cyprinodontiformes, Poeciliidae. The record is from RefSeq and is a predicted model, not a curated record.
AUGGCAGGUCUCAGAGGUGUCAUGUUGCUGAUAUGGGCUGUAAACGCUCCGGUCCUGGGGUUCAUUGAUCCAACGGACAUAAAUCAGAUUAAACCCACAAAACUCCCUGCAAAGAUAGAAGCAGAGUUACCUCCAGGCUUUAAAGAUCUCAGUGUUGAGUACAAAUGUUCAGGAAUGAACAAUGACUUUGUUGACCCGUCUGACAUGAAGCCGUUUACAGACUACAGCUGUACUGGUGACAUCAAGAUGAACAACGUCUCCAUUAAUAAAGCGACUAAACCUGUAAAGUUCAACAUUUACUGUGAUUUUACAGUAAACAACCUGCAGACCAGUUCAACCAAUACUUCCAUUGAGCUGAACUGGGAAAUGAUGAGUGAUAAAUGUCAAGAUGUUCUUAAUGAACUGGAUGAUCUCUAUUAUCACUGCAGCUGUCAGCAAGAUGAGCGAGGUUAUGGAAGAGGAUAUGAUAUAAUUGGAGAAAAAAGGAUUAAUCAACAUGAAGGAAGAACGUGUGUCUUCACCAGAGGAAUUAAACCAUUCAGGGAUUACAGCUGUAACGUCCAUCACAUCUAUACUGGACAAMGUCCUUUCAGGGAAACAACAGUUACAGGGAGAACUAAGUCUGGAAUACCAGAACCACCUUAUUACAUUUUCGGGUCAUAUCCACAAAACAAGAUCCAAGUGACGUGUUUGUUUGAUCCCGUUUAUUUUAAUGGACCAGAGAGUAUAUUCAUUGCACAACUUCAAGGUGAUGCUGGCAGCAGGAAGAAUAACACAGAAUGUCAAUUUGAAUUCAAAGAUCUGAAUAACUUAACAUCCUACACAGUGGAGAUGUUUACAUUCAAYGGAGAUUUUAUCAGCUCACCUGAGAGACGAGUUUACACCAGAUGUACGAAUUGUUCGUUGUCUCACCCAGUCAACAGCAAAGCCCUCAUUGGCAGUUUGCUCUUCCCCAUUAUCUUCAUCAUCCUCUGUUCCUACAGUGUCAGGGCGAUCCGGUUUGGAUUCCAGUUUAAAAUGACCAGUUUCCCCACUGGUCGCUACACGAUAAGCGUUGAUGAACAAGACGUCACAAACAGCCCCUGCAGCCCAGGAUACGUCUGCUACCACAGCGGCUGGAACAUCAACUCCUCGGUUUCUGCACCAAACCAAACCGAACRGUUCAGAAACGGGACCUUUGGUUUCAAACUGGCUGAAGGCGACAUCUGCUCAGACUUCACUGUCAGUUUCUACCAAGAAAACUGCAACAACUCCUCCUUUAACCUGACCCGAUACAUUCCUGCUGAUUACAUAAAUCCAAAUGAGAUGAAUCAGACUCAACACAACCGCCUUCCUGCAGAAAUAGAAACAAAACGGCCUCCAAACUGUAAGAACCUCAGCAUUGAGUUCACCUGCUCAGAAAGUGGAAAAGUCGGAGACUCCAUUCAGCUCUCUAAUUUGGAGCCGUUUACAGAUUACAGCUGCACGGGUCUGAUCAAAAACAACAACGUGUCCAUCAACAAGAAAACUCCAGCUGUCCAGCUCAACAUCAACUGUGACAAUGACAAAGCUCUUAAUGGCGUUUUGAUCUUCAUCCUCAUCAGUCUCAUCAUCAUACUCGUAACGCUGCGUGUGGCGCUCUUCAUCAAAAAGCAAAAGAAAUCAAAACGGUAA